Molecule: messenger RNA, 15980 nt
Organism: Callithrix jacchus (white-tufted-ear marmoset)
Lineage: Eukaryota; Metazoa; Chordata; Mammalia; Primates; Cebidae
Source: RefSeq, a predicted model, not a curated record
UUCACGGGGGAGCGAGGCGACGGUUGCCGGGAAGCGCGCGCCACCCUUCCCUCCCAUUCUUCGUCCUCUCCUCGCGCGCCACCCGUUUUUCCUCUUUCUCCGUUAAUAACAGUUGGGUGGCUGGGGGAGGAGGGAAGGUGGCCUCGGCGAAGUCUGGGCGGGCACCUCCCACUCAGCCGCCUGCUGCCGUGUGAGCCGUAGGAUGGCGGCGGUACCAGCGGCCGCCCGAGAGGAGGCGGUGCCGAGGCCCGGGGCGCCGAGCGCGGCGGCAGAGAGCGGCAGCGGCCCGUCGUGGCGCACCAGAACCGAAACCAGCGGCAGCCGCACGUCCACCUGAGCCGCCUCUUCCCGCUGGAGCUUGCGAGCGGUGCCCGCAGCCGGAUUCCCUUCCUCUUCGCGUCCCCUCGUCUCCUGCGCCCGCGUCAGGCCGCCGGCCUCGCCCACCGCCUGGAGAAGAGCGCCCAGAGCUCCGACUGCCCCUCGGGGCGCCGGGCGGCGGACCUGGACGUACGGGGACCUCUCUGGGCAGGCCGCGGCGCCUCGGCCCUGCCCUCACGCUUCUGCCCUCGCUCCCACCCUCCCGGAGCUCCGGGCGUUGCGCGCGGGCCCGGCCCGGGGCAGGGCGGACAUGGGCGCCAAGCAGAGCGGCCCGGCCGCUGCUAACGGCCGCACCCGCGCGUACUCGGGCUCGGAUCUGCCUUCCAGCAGCAGUGGAGGGGCCAAUGGGACCGCGGGCGGAGGCGGCGGCGGCGCUCGGGCCGCCGCCGCGGGGAGGUUCCCGGCUCAGGUGCCCGGCGCGCACCAGCCCAGCGCCUCGGGCGGCGCCGCAGCGGCCUCGGCGGCCCCGGUAGCCCCGGCCCCGCGCAGCCGCUCCCUUGGCGGAGCCGUGGGGAGCGUGGCGUCGGGGGCUCGCGCGGCGCAGUCCUCCUUCAGCAUCCCGAACAGCAGCAGCGGCCCGUACGGCUCGCAGGACUCGGUGCACAGCAGCCCCGAGGACGGCGGCGGCGGCAGGGACCGGCCGGCAGGCGGGAGCCCCGGCGGGCCGCGUCUGGUGAUCGGCUCCUUACCAGCUCACCUCUCGCCGCACAUGUUUGGAGGAUUUAAAUGCCCCGUAUGCUCAAAAUUUGUACCCUCAGAUGAAAUGGAUUUGCAUCUUGUAAUGUGUUUAACAAAGCCAAGAAUAACCUAUAACGUUGGUUUUGGUGGCUUUCUCAUGAAAUCUUUGCCUGUUCCUUUGUCUACACAGGUAUUGCAUAAGUUGUCUUCCAAGGUUUGUAUAGUUUUGGAUUUUACAUUUAAGUAUUUAAUUCAUCUUGAGUUAAUUUUUGUAUAUGGUUUAAGGAAGUAGGGCAGGGGGGUCCAGUUUCAACCUUCUGCUUAUGGCUAGCCAGUUAUCCCAGCAUCAUUUAUUGAAUAGGGAAUCCUUUCCUCAUUGCUUGUUUUUGGUUCUGUUUGGAUAUUUGACAGUUUUACGGUUUUUAAUUUCCUGAUUUAACUGUGUCUAAAUCAUUAAACUUUUCUGCUGGAUCACUUGUUUGGUGUCUUAAGAACUAAUAUAACUAAUAUGUAACCUUCUGCUUGGGGAUACUGUAACAACCAAAGAUUUCGAGUUUUAAAUAUUUAACAGUAUUUCAAUCUAGAAAUUAGUGAAUGUCAUUCAAAAAGUUAAUAAAGUUGUAGCCAUUCUUAAAGUUGUUGACUGAUAUCUUUAAAAAAUUAUUAUUAUUAUUAUUUUAGAGUCAGGGUUUGGCCGUGUUGCCUGGGCUAGAGCUCAGUAGCUAUUUAUAGGCACAGUAAUGGCAUACUAUAGCCUCAAACUCAUGGGCACAAGUGAUCCUCCUACCUCAGCUCCCGAGUAGCUAGGACUACAGGUACAUGCCACAAUGCCUGGCUUCUUUUAUUUUUUAUUUUGUGGAGAUAAAAAAUUCAAAGUGUGUAUUAACUGUAUAAACAUUCACAGCAAGAAGCAAAUACAAUUUCUUAAUAAAAACUGUACAUAGUUUUUGAGGUUUUAAAACUAACCCUUGGACAGUGGCCAGUUAUGAGUAAGUGAAGGAGAAGGAAGUUUUGCCUGGACAGAUGUGGAGGGUUACAGAGAGGUAUCGGAUUAAUGACUUUCCUAUCAUAGGCAAGGAGAAUUCUAAUACCACCUUGUUUUAAAGGCAGAACCCUCCCCCCUCCCCACCAAGAGUUCUAUCACAGGUGAUGAAUCCAAAUGAAAAUUGGCUUCUUUAAUACCUAGGCAAACCAUCUAGGAUUGUUAUAAAGUGGAACAAGGUAAAGUCAGAGCAUCUCUAAAACGGAAUCUUUUUAAUCAAUUGGAUUCCUCGCAGUUUUAUAUUUGAAUUCCUACAUGUUGAUUCCGUAGAGAGAUGCAUCAGAUAUAUUGGGCCUCUAAACUGUGUUAGUGCUCAAACAAGAACAUUGGUUUUCAACAUAGUGCUCAUUUAACUUACACUUUUUGCAGCCUUUUCCAAGGUAGCUAGAUCUGAAAUUUUGAAAUUUAUUUGUUAAGUGAACGUUAAUUUAACUAUCUAUAAACAUACAUAGUUAGCAAGAAGAAUAGUGGCUUGUUUUCUUCAGGCUGGAUAUAUUUAUAUAGAUAAGCCCCAAAUUAGAUGAGUUCUAGAAAUUCAAAUAUAAGUUGAUGAUUUAGAGUUUCAGACUCUUUCUCACAGAGAUAAUAUUUGAAAUAAAUCCUAGUACCUGAAGAAGAAAUUGGCUGAGCAGGUAGAAGCUCUCAGGGCUUGGGCAGCUGGCUCAGCAGAAGUCCCGAUGGGAAGCCCAAGGCUGUCAGGGCAGGGAAUAUUUUGAAUGAUGUGGGUGGCAUUAUCUAUUACAGAUGGUAUUUUGGCAGCAUGAUAAAAAUUUAGAAUGCCACAGUGAGCGUUCAUCAACAUUGAUUGCCUUAAUGUCAAGAACUGCCUAUUUCGUAUAUUUUUCCCUCUUUCAUGGAUGCUUCAUUUUUGAGUUUAUGGACCUAAUAAUUCCUUGUAUAGUCUGUGAACCUAAUAUAAAUCUUAUGAGUAUAGAGACUGUCUUCAUUUCCUUGCCCCUUAUCUUCUAGAAUAUUUAGAACAAGCCAAACAAUGAACUAAAUAUUAUUAGUAAAUUCUUAGUCUUAUUUAAAAUUUUUAUUUUAUGUGUACAUAAUAGUAGAUUUAUGGGGGUACAUGUGAUAUUUGGAUACAGAUGUACAAUGUGUAAUGUUCAAAUUAGCAUAAUUGGGAUGUCUAUCGCCUCAAGCAUUUAUAAUUUCUUUGUGUUAGGAACAUUUCAGUUCUACUCUUCUAGUUAUUUUGAAAUACACAAUAAAUUAUUGUUAACUAUGGUUGUCCUGUUGUGCUUCCAAACACUAGGUCUUAUUCUUUCUGUCUGACUAUUUUUGUACCCAUCUUUUUUUUUUUUUUUUUUUUGAGACGGAGUUUCGCUCUUGUUACCCAGGCUGGAGUGCAAUGGCGCGAUCUCGGCUCACCGCAUCCUCCGCCUCCUGGGUUCAGGCAAUUCUCCUGCCUCAGCUUCCUGAGUAGCUGAGAUUACAGGCACGCGCCACCAUGCCCAGCUAAUUUUUUUUUGUGUUUUUAGUAGAGGCGGGGUUUCACAAUGUUGACCAGGAUGGUCUCGAUCUCUUGACCUCGUGAUCCACCCGCCUCGGCCUCCCAAAGUGCUGGGAUUACAGGCGUGAGCCACCGCGCCCGGCCUUUUGUACCCAUUAAUCAAAUAUCUUUAUAUUUCCCCUUCCCCAGUACCCUUCCCAGCCUCUGGUAACUAUGGUAACUAUCAUUCUUCUCUCUGUCUCCAUGAGAUGAGUUUUGUUUUGUUUUUUAAGCUCCCACAUAAUGAGUGAAAAUAUAUUUGUCUUUCUGUGCCUGGCUUAUUUCACUUAAUGGCCUCCAGUUCCAUCCAUGUUGUUGCAAAUGACAGAAUUUCAUUCAUUUUCAUGGCUGAAUAAUUUUCCAUUGUUUCCACAUGUUCUGUAUCCAUUCAUCUGUUGGUAGAUACUUAGGUUGAUUGCAUGUUUUGGUUAUUGCGAAUAGUACUGCAGUAAACAUGGGAGUACAGAUAUCUCUUUGAUAUACUGAUUUCCUUUCUUUUGGGUAUAUAUCCAGUAACAGGAAUGCUGGAUCAUAUGGUAGUUUUCUUUCUAGUUUUUUAAGAAACCUCUGUACUGUUCUCCAUGGUGGCUGUACUAAUUUACGUUCCCACCAACAGUGUUCCCUUUUUGCCACACCCUUGCCAGCAUGUUACUGCCUGUCUUUUUGAUAAAAGCCAUUUUAAGUGGGGUGAGAUGAUACCUCAUUGUAGUUUUGAUAUAGCAGUUCUUAGUCUUGAUUGUAUUGGUCUUUAAACUAUACCAGAUCAUGAUAUACUUUAUACUAUAUAUGGUUCAGUUUUUACAUUAGACUUCUAUGAUUCAAGGCAGUAAGACUUAUUUAUAUUUAAGGAAUCUUUGUUUUACUUGUAGUUGGUACUAUGUUUAUGCAUGUGUACUUAGAAGAGGUACAACUUGAAAUGAAGUUGUCUUCUGGGAGUUAAAUUUCAAACUUGUGAAUUGAAACAGAGCUCUUUAGAAUCAUCAGAAAGAAGACCAACUCUACGGACAGAGCAAGAUGUGACUAUUAUCCUGCUAAAGUAAACGUGUUUGGAGAAAGAUUGAGUCAGUUGGAAGGCAAUUUGUUCUGCAAUAAAAGUGAUGAAAAAAUAUCCCAGUUUCUACACUGUCCAUGGGAGAAUCUGUUUUGUCAAGCUCACCCAAAUAUUGCAGGUGAUUGUAUCAGGCUGUUAGCACCUUGAUUCUAGCUGGCACAUGCAGUCUGCUAAUAAUCUGGAUUCCUGUCUAACAUGUUCGCAGAAAAGAGCAUAUUUUUUCCCACUGUAGAUAUAAUCUGGUCUUCCAAGGUAUGCGUUAUAAGUUAGAAGCCUGCCUUCUGCCUUAUAUACUACCUUUUCUUGGUUUUAAGAUUGUCCCCUGAAAACACAUUUUAAUCUUUUGGAAUUUAGGAUGCUUUCUGAAAUUGGCAUAUUGGCAUUUUUUUAAAACUGAAAUUUAAAAAGAAAAAAGAAAACUUGCCAGCUGCUAAGCAGAAUUUUAAAUAAGAAAGUCUAAGUUAUCGCUGCCUGAACAUGUGUGAACUUUGCCUUCUGUGGCCAGUUUCUGUUCUCUGAUUUGACAUCUCUGCUCAUUUACGUACAGUAGUGGUUUCUGUGGUUGAGUUUUAACUUAAAUGUGGAUCCCUAAUUGUAGCCUUAAGUAACUUGGUAAACCUUACAUUAUGAGGCAGAACUGAAGAGUUAUUUUUAUACUACAGAUUGACUGUUGUCCAUGAAGUGAUGUUAAAGGAAAUAGAAAAUGUCAAAUCCCUUUCACUGCCUUACAGAAAAAUCUCAAAGUAGGUGCUAUCCCAGAAGAGCCUGGCAGAAACAAAUCCAGAACUGUUCCUAAACCCAUAUGGGAUUCCUCUACUAACAUACAGUCUGUGUUGAAGGUGAACUUGUGAUGAAAAAUGACAAAUGAGUGAGAGUCAGCAGAUGUGAGAAUUAUCACCCCCAAGAACUUUAAAAAUGACUACAAACAGCUUUAUUUUCACAUUGUUAAAAUUAUAAACAGAUGAAUAGGAAAUAUGGGAAAAAUAAGACACUGUAAAGAACAGGAAGUUUUGAAAAAGAUACAGAGUUAACUAGAUAUUAAUCAUUAAAAUUGGAAUCUUGCUGAAUAGAUAGGUUAAGCAGCAGAUUCGACAGAACUGCAAGGAGAGUUAGUCAAGUAUAAGGUAGGUCUGAGGAGAUUACACAGAGGGUAAUAGAGAGGGAAGCAUGGAACAUAUGAGAGAGAGCCUGGGAUGAGAGCAUACACCAUACAUAUAAAAAUUGCAGAAAAAGAGCUGGAAUUGUGGAGGGGCAGUAUUUGAAGGGAAAUGGCAGAGAACCCUACAGAAUUGCUGAAAGCUAGAAAUUCUUGGAUUGAAGGAGCACAGUGGUCCUAACUGGCAUAAAUAAAAAUGAAUCCAUACCUGGAGACACCGUAAACCACAGAUAGGAAACAAAAAGAGAAAAAUGUUAUUGUAACCUGAAAAAUAAUAUUUUACUUUGUUCCAUUUGUGUUAACAUUUCUAAAAUGCUUCUUGUUUUAUGGAGUAAUUUGAAAUUUGUCAGAUGUUUACUUUAUAAAGAUAAUGGAUCAGAAAUGGCAAGAUAAGAAACUUUACAUUAGUUACCGUUUCAUCCAGUUACCAAAAUUGUAAGCCCAUUUUAUAUGGCACUAAUUUUAAUUUUACUUCCCUUCUGUAAAUACACAUAGCUGCCCCAAAAGUAGCACCAGUUUGUGUUUAAAUUGUUACGAAGUGUAGCAGUACUUUGUACGAACUUUGAAUUGAGCUUGCUGAGUCCAGAUUCUACUUCUGUUACUUAAUAGGAAUGUAAUCUGAGUCUUGGUUUUCUCUCUUAUAAGAAAAUGAGACUAGAAAUAGUACCCGUCUUCAUAGCUUUUCACACAUAGUUUUUCACAGGUAAUGAGUGCUGUUGCUAUUACAAAGAAAUAUUACCCUUGACUUUGAGAGGUAAACAUACAGUAGAUGCCCUGUUACCUUUUUAAAAAAAAUUUAGGUGGAGGAGGUGAGGUACCUGUGCAGGUUUAUUACAUUGAUCUAUUGUGUAAUGCUGGGAUUUGGGCUUCUAGUAAACCCGUUCCCCAAGUAGUGAACAUAGUACUCAAUAGGUAGUUUUUCAACUCUUGUCUCCUUCCCUCUUUUCCCACUUCUGGAGUUCCCUGCAUCUGUUGUUUCCAUCUUUAUGUCUGUGUGUACCCAUUGUUUAGCUCCCACUUGAGAACAUACCUGUAUUUGAUUUUCUGUUUCUGCGUUAAUUUACUUAGGAUAAUGGCUUCUAGCUGCAUCCAUAUUGCUGCAAAUGACAUUAUUUCCUUUUUCUUUAUGGCUGCGUAGUGUAUGUGCACCACUUUUUCUUUAUCCAGUCCACCAUUGAGGGCACCUAGGUUGAUUUCAUGACUAUGCUGUUGUGAAUAGUGCUGCCAAUAAACAUAGGAGUGCAGGUGUCUUUUUGGUUGAAUGAUUUCUUUUCCUUUGGGAAGAUACCCAGUAGUAGGAUUGUGGGUCGAAUGGUAGUACUGGUUUUAGUUCUUUGAGAAAUCUCCAUACUGCUUUCCACAGGGGCUGAACUAAUUUAUAUUCCCUCCAGUAGUGUGUAAGUGUUGCCUUUGCUCCAUAUCCUCACCAAACUUUGUUAUGUUUUGACUUUUUUUUGUUUUGAGAUGGAGUCUCACUCUGUUGCUCAGGCUGAAGUACAGUGGCUUAAUCUUGUCUCACUGCAACCUCCGCCUCCUGGGUUCAAGCAGUUCUCCUGCCUCACCCUUACGAGUAGCUGGGAUUAUGGGUGCUUGUCACCACACCUGGCUAAUUUUUGUAUUUUUAUAUUCUUAGUAGAGAUAGGGUUUCACCAUGUUGGCCAGGCUGGUCUUGAACUCCUGACCUUAGGUGAUUUGCCCAUGAUGGCCUUGCAAAGUGCUGGGAUUGCAGGUAUGAGCCACUGCACCUGGCCACAUUUUGACCCCCCCACCCCCGAGACAGAGUUUCACUCUUAUUGCCCAGGCUGGAGUGCAGUGGCGCAAUCUCAGCUCACUCCAACCUCUCUGCUUCCUGAGUUCAAGCAGUUCUCUUGCCUCAGCCUCCCCAGUAGCUGGGAUUACAGGCACCCACCGCCACACCUGCCUAAUUUUGUAUUUUUAGUAGGGAUGGGGUUUCACCAUGUUUCACCAGGCUGGUCUUGAAUUCCUGCCCUGGUGAUCUGCUUGCCUCGGCCUCCCAAAGUGUUGGGAUUACAGGCAUGAGCCACCGUACCCGGCCCACAUUUUGACUUUUUGACAGUAGUUAUUCUGACUCGAGUGAGAUGGUAUCUCAUUGUGGUUUUGAUUUACAUUUCUUUGAUGAUUAGUGGUGAUAAGCAUUUCUUCAUACGUGUAUUGGCUGCUUAUGUGUCUUCUUUUGAGAAGUGUCUUUUCAUGUCCUUUGCCCACUUUUUAAUGCAGUUAUUUGUUUUUGCUUGUUUCAAGUUCCUUAUGAUUCAGGAUAUUAGGCCUUUGUUGGUACAUAGCUUGCAAAUAUUUUCUCCUAUUCUGUAGGUUGUCUUUUUUCUCUGUUGGAAUUUCUUUUACUGUGAAGAAGCUCUUUAAUUAAGUCCCAAAUGUCAGUUUUAUUAUUGUUGCAUUUGCCUUUUAGGUCUUAUUUUUUUGUCUAGGCCAAUGUCCAAAAACUAGUUUUUCCUGGUUUUUCUUCUGGAAUUUUUAUAGUUUGAAGUCUGACAUUUAAAUCUUUAAUUCAUCUUGAUAUAUGGUAAAAAGUAAGGGUUCAGUUUCAUUCUUCUGCAUAUGGCUAGGCAGUUUCUCCAGCACCCUUCAUUGAACAGGGUGUCCGUUUUCCCUUGUUUAUUUUUGUUGACUUUGUGGAAAAUCAGUUGGUUUGAGGUAUGUGGCUUUAUUUCAGGGAUCUCUCCUCUGUUCCGUUGGUCUUUGUGUCUGUUUUUGUACCAGUACGGUGGUGUUUUGGUUACUAUAGCCAGUAGUGUAGUUCGAAGUCAGGUAAUGUGAUGCUUUGUUCUUUUUGCUUAGGUUUGCUCUGGCUAUUCAGUCUCUUCUUUGGUUCUGUAUGAAUUUGAGAAUGUAUUUUUCAGAUUCUGUGAAAAAUGACUUUAGUAGUUUGAUAGAAUUGCAUUAAAUCUAUAGAUUGCUUUGGGGGGGGUGGGAAACUCUAUUAUCUAACAUGCUAACAAAUCGAAAUUUUUUUUUUGAUAUUUUAUUUAAAAAUCUCAUAGUUGUUUAAUUCCAAGUUAGAAGUCUACAAGUCUUGCAUGACAGUAUGAGUCCUAUAAUGUAAGUGUGUAGGGAGUGGGAGGAUAAUUAGAAAACUACUGCUGUCAUAUGUGACAACUUAAAGCUACAGUUUAAUGGAAAAUAUAUAAUAUUUCUACUUUUUAUAAGCCUACCCAACCGACAUACAAAGUUUAGAUUUGAUGACAAAUUGCUUACUAGGAUUCUAGCAGAAAUUAAUCUUUGUAGAAGCGCAGAACCUUUUAUAGUCUGUAUAGAAAUAGAAAUAUUUUAAUACACACGAAUAAAUGUAUUUAUGUUGAGGUACUUUUUUUUUCUUUAUGGCUUAUGUUAAAAGAAGAUGCAUAGAAGAUAAAUUAAAAUAAAAAUACUUAGUUUGAAGAAAAGAAAGGAAGUUCUGAUGGAUCUAGGAGACCUGAAGUAGGAUUGAGGUUCCAUUUCUGGUUUCAUUAGUAACAUCUGAGAAGGAAUGUGACGUCUGUUUUCUUUGUUUACUGGUUUUUAAUUUACCUCAUCAUUUCACAAAUCUUUAUAUUAACCCUGCCUUGUGUGAGGGGUCUCAUUUUCCUUCUCUCACUUUCAUAAGGUUGAUUUUUGUAUCAUUCCAACAUUCCAAGAAAACUUUCUUGAGUUUAAAAAGAAAGAAGAGAGAAAACAGUACAAGAAGCCAAGUGAAACAGCAUAGCUGUCCUCAAACUUUAAAAGCUUUUGUUCUCCUGGUCACAGUUCUUAUUUUCAUUAAGAUGUGGUAUUAGUGAAAUCUCAUUUUAAAGGAAUAAAAUACAUUUCCAAAUUUAUCUCAUUUUUGUGUUUCCUCUAUUAAGGAGCAUUAGCUAUGACUCAGCCCACAUCUGUCAGCAGUUUUACCCUUUUACAGAAUUAUUAUUAUUAUUAUUAUUAUUUUUGAGAUGGAGUCUUGCUCUGUCAUCAGACGCCAGGCUGGAGUGCAGUGAUGUGAUCUUGGCUCACUGCAACCUCUGCCUCCCAGGUUCAAGCAGUUCUCCUGCCUCAGUCUCCCAAGUAGCUGGGACUACAGGUGUGCGCCACCACGCCCAGCUAAUUUUUUGUAUUUUUUAGUAGAGAUGGAGUUUCACCAUGUUGGCUGGGAUGGUUUUGAUCUCUUGCCCUCAUGAGCUGCCCGCCUCAGCCUCCGAAAGUGGUGGGAUUACAGGUGAGAGCCACCGCGCCUGUCCCAGAAUCAUUAUAUUCAUAUGUAUAGUUAUAUAUACGUAUACAUAUAGUAAAAAAUAAAUUAGUUUUUAAAUUCGUUCUUCAUUCUUGAAAGGAUGAAGAUUUGAGAGAAAGGAAGGCCACGUUUAGAGAGAACUGGGCAGGUAUAGUUGGGGGCAAGAAAGAAUGCUAAAAGAAAAUUGAAGGCAAAAAGAUAAAUUAUAGCUGUAUGAUGAAGUUCUUUUGUAAACUGUUUGGAACUUGGAAUAUCGUAUAUUAGUAUGCAAAAGCAUUUAUAAGGAAAAUAGUUUAUUUAAAGACUAGUUUGGAGAUUGGUUCAUUACUUUACAUGUUCAGGGUGUAGGUGAUGUGUUGGAAGGGCAAAGAGGCAGGUGUCAGAGGCUUUAUAAAGAAACAGUGAGCUGCGUUUAGUGAGUGCUGGAAACAACUUGAGGGUUAGCAGUGUAGUGACUCAAUUCAGGGGUAAAGAGAUUAUAAGAGUGCUUAGCUGCUGUAAACCGUAUGCUACAGAUGUUGAUGUUGGCAAAUGUGAAAAUUAUAAAAUGUGAUUGUUAUGAUUUUUCUAAAGGAGGGAGUAAAGAUACUACAAAAAUGCUUGAAUAUUUUGUUGAGUUCAGGAAACAUUUUAGAGGAGAUUGGUAAAGAAAUGGCUUGUGAGUAUUUUUCCAAUGACUACAUAUUACUUGUAUAAAACUUUUAAAAGUGCUCCCCUCCCCGCUUUAUGUCAACAUUGCCCUGAUUAUACAUAGCACUGCCUUGGAUUUGCCUCAGAGGUGGCUGUAAGAUGUAUCUUCUCAGCCACUGAGUAGUUUGGUUUCUGGGUGGGCAGUGUUAACACAGUGGCUUUGUUUUGGGAGGAACUGUAUUUAAUUCUUAAUAUUUUAAGUGUUUUUAAAGUAACAAAAAUAAUAAGGGAAAAUAAUGAAAGUUUUAAUAAUGAAAGUAUUUUAGGCUAAUUUCUCAUUUAAUUUUUAACUUUUUCAUUCAGAGAUUAAGUAGAAAAGAUGCAUUAUAAUUGCAAAUAAAAUUUAGGGGAGAUUGUAUAAUGGGAUGUCAUUUUGAUCUUGAUAUUAGAGAAAGCUGUCCAUACUUGUCUAUAUAUUUUUAAUGUUUUGAUGUUUUCUGUGUGGCCAAGUACAUCAUUGAGUUCUGGAAAUUGUCAAUGUAAGAGAAGCAUAUAUAUUUUCUUUUGUGGAGUGUAAAAUCUGCAUUUCUCUGACCCAUAUGUGUAGAUAUGUAUAUGUAUGUAUGUAUGUAUUAGAAAAUAUGUGUGGAUGUGUGUGUACUUCCCAUAAUUGAAUUUGGUUGUAUUAUUGAAAUAUUUUGUAUCCUUACUUCUGUUUGGUCUAAAGAAGUUUAUUAAAAUAUCUCUACGGUGACUGUGGUUUUAUCAACUUUUUCUCAUUUUUAAAGUCUCUUGGUUGUUUUGGUAUUAUUUGCCUUGCAGCGAUGUUUUCUGGCCUUAUAUAUUUCAUAACUGUGUUGUUUGCACAAAUAUUUAUGACUCAUGUUCUUGUUGGAUUGAAUUUUUUUAUGUUACAAAGUAGUCAUCUCUAUCCCAUGUAAAGCUUUUAGCCUUAGAUUCUGCUUUAUUUUUUUAAUUUUUUUUUACUUAUACUUGUUAGAAACUGUAAAUGGUCUGAGAUUAUAGCCUACUUGGAAUCCAGUAAGUUAGCCUGGCUACAGUUUUAUGGAUUCCCACAGAGUAUAUGAGUCCUUAAUCAAAAUCAAGGAACUUUAUUACUCAUAGCAAUAACAAUAGCUAGAAUAUCAGCAUUUUCUUGUGUCAGUUCCUUAAGCCCAAGAGGGCCAGGUAACAUCUGCACACUCAGUGAGUUGCAUUGCGGAAUAGGGAACUCCUCAGCUUUGGGAAACUAAAUCUUUUAUCAUGGGAAGUAGUCAUGUCUGUCCUUUUCUCUGGAGGUGACAUUGUCUUUAUCUUCCAGGGCUAUUCGCUCUUACAAACAUGUUUGAAAAUAUGGUCCAAAACAUGCAGAAACAUGAGACACCCAUGGAGAACUGUCUCCCCCAAAUUUUUUAUUUGCGUUUGGUUGCUAUCUUUGCUUCUUUAUUUAAAUUAAGAAAAUUUAAUUAUUUUCUUUGCUUUGUUAUAAAUAAAUUUAUUUAAAUUAGUAAAAUUUCUCUUUAUUUUAAAUUAAUUUUAAUUUUACUUUUGAAUAGGUAAUAUGUUUUCCUCUCUCACCUGAAUCACCUUAAAAGAGGUAGCCAGUACUACCAGUUUCUUGUGAUCCUUCCAGAUACAUAUAUUCUUUCCACACUAUGCUUUACACAGUGAUAUCCUGCUGUACACAAUUCUGAGCCUUCAUAAUUUAUGAUAGCAAUUAUUCCAGGUGACCUUCAUCAUUCUUUACAAUUGCCUUAUAUUUCAUAGAUGGAUAAACUGCAAUAUAUUAACCAGUCGUGUACAUAGAUGGAUAUUUAAACUGUUCCCAGUAUUUUGUAUGUGUAUGAGUAUGUCUGUGGGUUGGAAGCCUUGCUUAUUCAAGGAUAUGUACAUUCCUGUUUUUGAUAAUUAUUUGCCAGAUUCCUGCUCAAAGAUGCUGUGCCCAUUUUUUUUUUUUAAUGUACUUUAAGUUCUGGAAUACAUGUGCAGAACAUGCAGGUUUGUUACAUAGGUAUGCACAUGUAUAGUGGUUUGCUGCACCCAUCACCCACAUUAGGUAUUUCAUGCUAUCCCUCCCCUAGCCCACUCCCUGCUCCACUGACAGGCUCUGGUGUGUGAUGUUCCCUUGCCUGUGUCCAUGUGUUCUCAUUGUUCAACUCCCACUUAUGAGUGAGAACAUGGAGUAUUUGGUUUUCUGUUCCUGUGCUAGUUUGCUGAGAAUGAUGGUUUCCAGCUUCAUCCAUGUUCCUGAAAAAGACAUAAACUCAUCCUUUUUUCUUGCUGCAUAGUAUUCCACGGCAUAUAUGUGCCACAUUUUCUUUAUCCAGUCUAUUAUUAAAGGGCAUUUGGGUUGGUUCCAAGUCUUUGCUAUUGUGAAUAGUGCUGCAGUAAACAUACAUGUGCAUGUGUCUUUAUAGUAGAAUGAUUUCUAAUCCUUUGGGUAUAUACCCAGUAAUGAGUUUACUGGGUAAAGUGGUAUUUCUGGUUCUAGAUCCUUGAGGAAUCGCCACACUGCCUUCCACAGUAGUUGAAUAAAUUUACGCUCCCACCAACCGUGUAAAAGUGUUCGUAUUUCUCCACAUCCUCUCCAGCAUCUAUUGUUUCCUGGCUUUUUAAUGAUCGCCAUCCUAACUGGUGUGAGAUGCUGUCUUAUUGGGAUUUUAAUUUGCAUUUCUGUAAUGACCAGUGAUAAUGAGCUUUUUUUCAUGUGUUUGUUGGCCACAUAAGUGUUGCCUUUUGAAAAGUGUCUGUUAUGUCCUUUGCCCACUUUUUGAUGGGGUUGCUUGUUUUUUUCUUGUAAAUUUGUUUAAGCUCCUUGUGGAUUCUGGAUUAGUCCUUUGUCAGAUGGAUAGAUUGCAAAAAUUUUCUCCCAUUCUGUAGGUUGCCUGUUCACUCUGAUGAUAGUUUCUUUUGCUAUGCAGAAGCUCUUUAGUUUAAUUAGGUUCCUUUGUCAAUUUUGGCUUUUGUUGCCAUUACUUUUGGUGUUUUGGUCAUGAAGUCUUUGCCCAUAACUCUGUACUGAAUGGUAUUGCCUAGAUUUUCUUCUAGAGUUUCAAUGGUUUUAGGUAUUACAUUUAAGUCUUUAAUUCAUCUUGAGUUAAUUUCUAUAAAAGGUGUAAGGAAAGGGUCCAGUUUCAGUUUUCUGCAUAUGGCUAGCCAGUUUUCCCAACACCAUUUAUUAAAUGGGGAAUCCUUUCCUUAUUCUUGUUUUUGUCAGGUUUGUGAAAGAUCAGAUGGUUGUAGAUGUGUAGUGUUAUUUCCGAGGCCUCUAUUCUGUUUCAUUGGUCUUAUAUAUCUGUUUUGGUACCAGUAUCAUGCUGUUUUGGUUACUAUAGCCUUGUAGUAUUGUUUGAAGUCAGGUAGCGUGAUGCCUCCAGCUUCGUUGUUUUUGCUCAGGAUUGUCUUGGCUAUAUGGGCUCUUUUUUUGCUUACAUAUGAAAUUUGAAGUAGUUUCUUGUAAUUCUGUGAAGAAAGUCAUUGGUAGCUUGAUGGGGAUAGCACUGGAUCUAUGAAUUCCUUUGGGCAGUCUGGCCAUUUAUGUGAUACUGAUUUUUCCUAUUUGUGAGUGUGGAAUAUUUUUUCAUGUGAAUUGUUUGUUUCCUUUCUUAUUUCCUUGAACACUGGUAUGUAGUUUUCCUUGAAGAGGUCCUUCACAUCCCUUGUAAGUUGUACUCGUAGGUAUUUUAUUCUCUUUGUAUCAGUUGUGACUAGGAGUUCACUCAUGAUUUGGCUGUUUGCCUAUUAUUGGUGUAUACAAAUGCUUGUGAUUUUUGCACAUUGAUUUUGUAUCCUGAGAUUGCUGAAGUUGCCGAAGCUUAAGGAGAUUUGGACCUGAGAUGAUGGGGUUUUCUAAAUAUACGAUCAUGUCAUCUGCGAGCAGAUACCAUUUGACUCCCUCUCUCCCUCGUUGAAUACCCUUUAUUUCUUUCUUUUUCCUAAUUGCCCUGGCCAGAACUUCCAAUAAUACUAUGUUGAAUAGGAGUGGUGAGAGAGGGCAUCAUUAUCUUGUGCUGGUUUUCAAAGGGAAUGCUUCCAGCUUUUGCCCAUUCAGUAUGAUAUUAGCUGUGGGUUUGUCAUAAAUAGCUCUUAUUAUUUUGAGAUAUGUUACAUCAAUACCUAGUUUAUUGAGAGUUUUUAGCAUGAAGGGUUUAAUUUUAUCGAAGGCUUUUUCUGCAUUUAUUGAGAUAAUCGUGGUUUUUGUCAUUGGUUCUGCUUAAGUGAUGGAUUACAUUUAUUGAUUUGCCUAUGUUGAACCAGCUUUGCAUCCCAGGAAUGAAGCCAACUUAAUUGUGGUAGAUAAGCUUUCUAAUGUGCUUCUGUAUUCAGUUUGCCAAUAUUUCAUUGAGGAUUUUCACAUCGAUGCUCAUCAGGGAUUUUGUCCUAAAAUUUUCUUUUUUUGUUGUGUUUCUGCCAGGUUUUGGUAUCAGGAUGAUGCUGGCCUCAUACAAUGAGUUAGGGAGGAGUGCCUCUUUUUCUGUUUGGAAUAGUUUUAGAAGAAAUGGUACCAGCGCCUCUUUGUAUCUGGUAGAAUUUGGCUGUGAAUCCGUCUGGUUCUGGGCUUUCUUUGGUUGGUAGGCUAUCAUUGCUUCAGUUUCAGACUUGUUAUUGGUCUAUUCAGGGAUUCGACUUCUUCCUGGUUUAGUCUUGGGAGGGUGUAUGUGUCCAGGAAUUUAUUCAUUUCUUCUAGAUUUUCUAGUCUCUUUAUGUAGAGAUUUAUAGUAUUCUCUGAUGGUAGGUUGUAUUUCUGUGGGAUCAGUGGUAAUAUCCUUUUUAUCAUUUUUUAUUGUGUCUAUUUGAUUGUUCUCUCUUUUCUUUAUUAGUCUGGCUAGCGGUCUAUCUAUUUUGUUUAUCUUUUCAGAAAGCCAGCUCCUGUAUUCAUAGAUUUUUUUUUUAAGGGGUUUUCGUGUCUCUGUCUCCUUUAGUUCUUCUCCGAUCUUAAUUAUUUCUUGUCUUCUGCUAGCUUUUGAAUUUGUUUGCUCUUGCUUCUUUAGUUCUUUUAAUUUUGAUGUUAGGGUGUCGAAUUUAGAUCUUUCCUGCUUCCUCCUGUGUGCAUUUAAUGUUAUAAAUUUCCCUCUAAACACUGCUUUAGCUAUGUCCCAGAGAUUUUGGUAUGUUGUAUCUUUGUUCUCAUUGGUCUCAAAGAACUUAUUCCUUUCUGCCUUAAUUUAGUUAUUCACCCAGUAGUCAUUCAGGAGCAGCUUGUUUCAUUUCCAUGUAGUUGUGUGGUUUUGAGUGAGUUUCUUAAUCCUGAGUUCUAAUUUGAUUGCCCUGUUGUCUGAAAGACUGUUAUUAUUUCCAUUCUUUUGCUUUUGCUGAGGAAUGUUU